GUCGACUACUGCAAACUGUCUGCCUGCACAACUAAUUCAUCUCGACGCGGACAUUGGCCGGCUGUCAACUGAACGAGGCCUGUACGAGCAACCACUCCCUUCUAUUGGCCUUGACCCGUGACGUGCAGCCUGCAGCGCUCCAAACACCCUCCUCCGGCACGGCAUCUUGCAGCGCCACCCGACCUGUACCUACAGUAUAGCCUCGCGAACUUCCUCUGGCCUCCCAGCUCUGCUUAAUCGAGUGCAGCAACACUGUGUCACUUCUCCAGCACCUGCCCGCGCAUUCUUUCUGUGGACAGGAGGCAGAGUUCGCACCGAGCCAUCCGUUCACUGCCGGGGAACGAUUGACUUAAAAAGCAGUCUCCCGUCGCCCACCAUGUCUAUCAACUGGGUCAUGAUCUCGCCCGAUACGAAUCCGCCCUUCACCCCCCUCCCCGGCGAGAAGCUCAUCCACACCACACCCAAACGCGUACAACUAUCGAUCGAAUCGCCAAAAAACUAUCCCGGGAAGCAGCAGACCCCAUACUCGCUCACAGAGAAAAGUGGGCAGGUCUUCCUCACCAACACCAGAGUGCUAUAUUUGCCAGAGAAACCAACAGCGACGUUUCAAAGCUUCGCCUGCCCCAUACUCAACCUACACGACUCGCGCAUCACGAUGCCCUGGUUUGGCGCGAAUGGGUGGCAAGCACUAGUACAACCAGUGCCGUCUGGGGGGAUACCUAUACCGAGCACGGGGGUGCUGGAGCUGAACCUGAAAUUCAACGAUAAUGGAGCAUUCGACUUCCACUCACAUUACGAAAAGAUGCGGGAACGACUGCAACAGGCGGUGGAGACACAGCGCGCCAACGGUGGAGUGAGCGCAUCAAGCUCAGCAAUCAACGGAGGUGUCGACGUAUCGACAGUGCCACUCGAAGACCUGCCGGCGUACUCGGAGGAGAGUGAUGGACCUCUGAUUGCGCCGACAGCUAUGGCUAUAGCGCAGAGCCCCGUCUCGCAGCAGCGAGAUAGUGGUGUACAGAUGGGCAAUGUCAAUGCGAGCGAGGAAGAAGCCGCACGACCAACGCCCAGGGCAACAGACAAUGCCUUGAAUCCACCCGACGAGCCGCCUCCAGGGUAUGAAGAGGCGCAGAUGGCCACUCUCAACGAUGAAGCGGAAUGGGCAGCAGAGCGGGACAGAAGGACAACGUGAGGACAAUUAGUAAGACCUUGAUUUAUUGAUGUGACGGAGUAGCGGUGGUGAAACGUGCAGAAAUCAUGAGAUCAAUGUGCUCGGUCAUGAUGGUAGCUCCUAGAUGUCCCCCGGGCUGCAAGGCGACAUGCCGGUGCAUCCAUCCUUUCGUCGUCAGACGGGAUCCCACAAUCGUCUGCCGGCAGCGCUUGACCGUGCCAUGUGAUCAGCCACUGUUCUGGUACCGCAGCAGCAGAAGUGACGCGUAGACAGCGGCAACCGACGGCAUGGACUGCGUGUACCGUGCAUGUGUAUCUGCUGACGGUUGUCACGGUCAAGCUAUAUGAGAAUACCUGACCUAAUGAGAGGCUUCGGUGUGAUUUGAAUACCGAGGGAAUAAUGAUAAUACAGGGCAGGCCAUCCUUAGGUACCUCCUAUAGGUAGAGACGUAAGUACUAUGUACAUGUACCUACAGUACCUACCUACAUGGUCGGUACAAGUACUGUAACUACCUCCUACGUACAAGCACAUGCAGUAGUC
Messenger RNA from Sphaerulina musiva SO2202, 1708 nucleotides. RefSeq lists its product as uncharacterized. Gene Ontology annotation, cellular component: nucleus. The coding region runs from base 377 to 1189 and encodes 270 amino acids. Gene Ontology annotation, biological process: positive regulation of DNA-templated transcription. Gene Ontology annotation, molecular function: transcription coactivator activity; chromatin DNA binding. NCBI's taxonomy places the organism in Eukaryota, Fungi, Ascomycota, Dothideomycetes, Mycosphaerellales, Mycosphaerellaceae. The transcript is spliced from 2 exons. The record is from RefSeq and is a predicted model, not a curated record.